GGUUCAGGCAAUAGCUAUGUGUUUGCCAAGGACUUGAGCUCCCUGAAUGGAAGUUGGCAGUACCUCUGGCUAAAUCGUACUUUGGUUUCAUAUUUUAGGGCAGGUUUGGCACGAGGCUGCACAAUGACGACUGAUUGGGAUUACGACUACCUGAUCAAGCUCUUGUCGUUAGGGGACUCUGGAGUGGGGAAGACCACUUUCCUCUACAGGUACACCGACAACAAGUUCAACCGCAAGUUCACCACCACAGUGGGAAUAGACUUCAGGGAAAAGAGAGUGACGUAUUUGGGGACUGGCUCUAAUGGAACGACAGAGAAGACUUUUAAAGUGCAUCUACAGCUCUGGGACACAGCAGGGCAAGAGAGGUUCAGAAGUCUCACGACAGCCUUCUUCAGAGACGCAAUGGGCUUCCUUCUUAUGUUUGAUCUGACCAAUCAGCAGAGUUUUCUGAAUGUCAGGAACUGGAUGAGUCAGCUACAGGCAAAUGCCUAUUGUGACAGUCCAGACAUAGUCUUAGUUGGCACCAAAGCAGACCUCAAAGACCUGAGAGAUGUACAAGGAAAACAAGCCAGGGACCUGGCGGACAGAUAUUGUGUACCCUAUUUUGAGACGAGCAGUGCCACAGGGGAUGAGGUAGACCAGGCAGUGACCACUCUGCUGGACCUGGUGAUGAGGCGCAUGGAGCAGAACACAGAAGGGCCUGUGUCAGAGGCUGCCAAUGGGAGCGCAGUCCUUAACAAAGUGGCCGAAACCUCCACCAGCAGGAAGUGUGCCUGUUAGGAUGUCAGCCACAUUUCAUGGACAUGUGGUUGGCUACAUUCAGAAUGAAGGACCAUUCAUUCAAAUGUGUAACUAUUGCAUCAUAGGAGUUUUAUUAUAUUGGAAAAGUUCAAUUAUCCCAUACAGUAUUUUAAGGAUGUGUAUUAUCCUCUUAUGUAAUAAUGUGUGUUUAUUUUUGGAUUGAUAACUGCUGCACUGGCUAUUUAUUCCCAACCUGGUCAGUAUUAUCUUCAGUCUGUACUUGUGAUGUAUGUUAUUGACCAGAAACAAGCAACAUAACACACAAUCCAGUUUUAUGACAUUGUAAAAUGAUUCAAAAGUAAAUGAAAGCACCAUGUGUAGAUCUCAAGCCAAUAUUUGUAAUAUGACUAGGCUUUGUGUGAUUCUAAAUGGUUAAAUACUCAUGUUUGAAGAAGAGUCGUAUGUAAAAAGUAUGUUUCUUUUUUAUUUGACACAUUGAGGCAUCGAUGGAAGGAAAAUGCAGGCACAUACAUUUAUAAUUGACAAUAUAUAAUCCAAAACUGAUUAUGCAACAACUCAUUCACAGUCAUGGUUACAUUUCUUAUAUAUGAAUGAGAAAAUCUAUUAUUGUGUUACAAUAAUGCAAAGUGCAUUACAGGAUCCAUGAGUUCUACUGUAUACGACAAAGAGCACAUUU
This is a messenger RNA of Oncorhynchus keta (chum salmon), 1438 nucleotides long. Its product is annotated as ras-related protein Rab-27B-like. NCBI's taxonomy places the organism in Eukaryota, Metazoa, Chordata, Actinopteri, Salmoniformes, Salmonidae. Gene Ontology annotation, cellular component: melanosome; secretory granule. The transcript is spliced from 6 exons. Gene Ontology annotation, molecular function: GTPase activity; GTP binding. The record is from RefSeq and is a predicted model, not a curated record. Gene Ontology annotation, biological process: melanosome transport; positive regulation of exocytosis. The coding region runs from base 124 to 780 and encodes 218 amino acids.